Molecule: messenger RNA, 3289 nt
Organism: Entelurus aequoreus (snake pipefish)
Lineage: Eukaryota; Metazoa; Chordata; Actinopteri; Syngnathiformes; Syngnathidae
Product: gastrula zinc finger protein XlCGF57.1-like
Exons: 3
Coding region: 586-2448 (620 amino acids)
Biological process (GO): central nervous system development; regulation of transcription by RNA polymerase II
Cellular component (GO): nucleus; PcG protein complex; transcription regulator complex
Molecular function (GO): DNA-binding transcription factor activity, RNA polymerase II-specific; RNA polymerase II cis-regulatory region sequence-specific DNA binding
Source: RefSeq, a predicted model, not a curated record
GGGGGCGAGGGGGGUUUGUAGGGUGAGACAUUUGGCGUGACACAGUCACAAAGAGCGGUCCUAGUGUCCUCCACAUGGUCCUAGUGCCCUCCAUGUACCCUAACCGCCAUUAAACAAACAAAAAAGAAGAACGACGAAGCCAACUUGGAAGUGGUCCAUUGAAAGGUUGCUAGCGCGACCUCCUGUACUGUAGAAUGUAGUAUGGACCAUAGGACAGGACGAAGAAGUCCCGUUAAGAAGCUGUGGAGGCCUAAGAUGCUCUACUAGUCUGCUGGAAAUCCAAAGAAGACGAAGGAGUAAAAAGCAAAAUGGCGUUUGACAGAGAAGGCCUAAACGUGGCCACUGGCCAUUAUUGUUUCUCUAUUUGUAUUUAGUGCAUACAUGUACGCAUAUAUGUCGUGUAGUAGAUGAAACAUUGUUAGUCAUUGUUUGUGUCCGGAUACAUUAGUCUGAGCGCACUUUAUGUGCUAGCUUAGCUUGCUAGUUAGCUUAGCUUGUUAGCUGCUAACAAAGAGACGCGGACGUUAUCAACACAUCGCUAAGUAGAGAUCAAAUGUGAGUGUAAAGUGUUGUGAUUGUGUGAAAAUGUGCGAAAGAACGAUAGCAAAGUAUGAGGAGGAACUUUGUCCAACAAAAGAGGAGAAGGAGCGACAACAUCAACUUAUGGACGCUGUUUUCAAGAAACAUCAAGUUGUGUUACACAGAACAGACGUCCAGCAGCGCCCCCACAUUAAAGAGGAAGAGGAGGAUCCACAGCCGCCCCACAUUAAAGAGGAAGAGGAGGAAGUGUGGAUCACUCAGGAGGAAGAGUCUCUUCUAGGGCAGGAGGAGGCUGAUCUCAGCAUGUUUCCACUGACUGUUGUCUCUGUGAAGACUGAAGAGCAUGAAGACAAACCACCUGAGUCCUCACAGCUUCAUCACAGUCCAAACGUCUGUGAAGAACAACUUCUGCCUGAAAAACAGGAGUGUAGCUUCAGGAUGGUGAAGGAGGAUCCAUCAAAGAGGAAGACCAGACGCCACGGACCCUCUGGCGUCUCCUUUUCCUCUUUGACACAGACCCUUCCCUGUAAAAAGGAAGAGGAAGACUCACUGACCCCCCACAUUAAAAAGGAAGAGGAGGAACACAGCAUCAGUCAGGAGGGAGAUCAUUUUGAAGGACUGGUGGAGUUCCCAGUGACUGGUGUCCCUGUGAAGAGUGAAGAUGAUGAGGUCAAAGGUGAAAGUGAGGAGAAGAGAGAGGAGGAGCCUCCAAGCAGCAGCUCAACACAACACAUGACAACAGAAGCUGAUGGAGACCACUGUGGAGGAUCACAAGCAGACAAGCUCUUAGCUCCACUAUCAGAUAGUGAGGACACAACGUCAUACUCUUCUGACACUGAUGAUGAAGACUCUAAAGAUGAUAAGACAUGUCACACUGACAACACUCACUUGAAAUGUUCUCACUGUGACAAAACCUUUAAAUACCACUGUCAUCUGAAAACACACAUGAGAACACACACUGGAGAAAAACCUUUUACCUGUUCACUCUGUAGUAAAGGUUUUGUACACAGUCACCAUUUGAAAGCACACAUGAGAAGACACACUGGAGAAAAACCUUUUAUCUGUUCAAUCUGCAGUAAAGGUUUUGUAGAAAGUGGCAAUUUGAAAGUACACAUGAGAACACACACUGGUGAAAAACCCUUUUCCUGUUCAAUCUGUGGUAAAGGUUUUGUAGAAAGUAGCAAUUUGAAAGUACACAUGAGAACACACACUGGUGACAAACCCUUUUCCUGUUCAAUCUGUGGUAAAGGUUUUAAAGACAGUUUAUAUUUGAAAGUACACAUGAGAACACACACUGGAGAAAAAUCUUUUAUCUGUUCAAUCUGUAGUAAAGGUUUUGUAGAAAGUAGCAAUUUGAAAGUACACAUGAGAACACACACUGGCGAAAAACCUUUUUCCUGUUCAAUCUGUGGUAAAGGUUUUGUAGGAGGUAGCAAUAUGAAAGUACACAUGAGAACACACACUGGCGAAAAACCUUUUUCCUGUUCAAUCUGUGGUAAAGGUUUUGUACAAAAUGACACUUUGAAAAUACACAUGAGAACACACACUGGUGAAAAACCUUUUUUUUGUUCAAUCUGUGGUAAAGGUUUUGUAGAUGGUGGCAAAUUGAAAGUACACAUGAGAACACACACUGGUGAAAAACCUUUUUCCUGUUCAAUCUGUGGUAAAGUUUUUGUAGAAAGUGGCAAAUUGAAAAUACACAUGAGAUCACACACUGGUGAAAAACCAUUUACUUGUUCAAUUUGUGGUAAAGGUUUUGUACAAAGUUGCAAAUUGAAAUUACACAUGAGAACACACACUGGUGAAAAACCUUUUUCUUGUUCAAUCUGUGACUUAUCUUUUUCAUUGAAGGAUAAUUUAAAAAGACACAUGAGAACGCACACUGUUGAACAACCUUUUUCCUGUUGAGUCUGUGGUAAGGGUUUGACGAAUAGUGUCAAUAUGAAAACACGCAAGAGAACACACACUGGCAAAAAAAACACAUUCAUGUUCAAUCUGAAACAGAAGCUUUUGUAACACACACAGGAGAGAAAGUGUUGAGUUGCAGUGUGUGUGGUGAAAGAUUCUCUUUUAAGUACCAGUGUAAGAAACACAAGUGUGCUGGUGAGAACAGCAGCAGCAAAUGAAACUGCAGGAUUUGAAAUCAACUGUCAAGACUUUAAUUUGGACUUUGUAACAACAUCAGCACAUAUAACAUGUGUGACAUUGUUGUUUGUGUAACAUUUUUUUUUAUAUGCUUCUACAUUUAUAGAUUAGAUUUUUUAUAUUAGGGCUUUGUUCAGUCAAGUACAUGCAUAAAUAUGCAACAUUGUGUAUUUUUAUUAAAGUUUGAACAAAACAAUUUGACUGAAAAGGUGAGAGUAAACUGUACAAGACAUAUUUUACAUACAAUAAACAUUUUAUGUUUAUAUAUAUUCAUCAGACAAUUUUAGACUUGUUCAUAAUUGUGUUUUUAUAGGUGUUUGAAAUAUUGAAGUGUUACAUAGUUUUAUUUCUAAUUAUUAAUGAUCCCAUAGAUUAGCACCUUUAUAUGAUAUACAUAUGUACUGGUUCACAUCUGAAACAUCUUCUGGACCACUUCAGGAAACAUAUUAUUAUUUACUUUAUACAUCAUCUGAAUCAGUCUUUUAUACAAUUUUAAAAUGUGUGACUUUAUGAAUUAUUUGUUGGGUCUCUAUAAUCCAUUUAGUAAUGAUCUUUAUUACUCUUUUGUAAUAUGAUGAUUGUGUUGUGAUUGUUUUAUAUGUAU